CCCGGGACAGCGGGACCCCGGGCGGUCGGACGGGCGGGCGCCGGUCGCAACUGAGGCGGUGCCCGCCGAGAAAUCCGGACCCUCCGUGUUCCCCCGGGGCCGAAGCCGGGGCGGGUGGGGGCUCAGGCCCGGGGGAUGCUGGGCUCGGUGAAGAUGGAGGCCCAUGACCUGGCCGAGUGGAGCUACUACCCGGAGACUGGCGAGGUCUACUCUCCCGUGACCCCAGUGCCCACCAUGGCGCCUCUCAACUCCUACAUGACCCUAAACCCUCUAAGCUCUCCCUACUCCCCUGGGGGGCUCCCAGCCUCCCCGCUGCCCUCAGGACCCCUGGCACCACCCACCCCCUCGGCGCCCCUGGGGCCCCCCUUCCCGGGCCUGGGUGCCAGCAGUGGCGGAGGUAGCAGCUCCGGGUAUGGGGGUCCAGGGCCCGGGCUGGUGCACGGGAAGGAGAUGCCCAAGGGCUACCGGCGACCUCUGGCCCAUGCCAAGCCGCCCUACUCCUACAUCUCGCUCAUCACCAUGGCCAUCCAGCAGGCACCUGGCAAGAUGCUCACGCUGAGCGAGAUCUACCAGUGGAUCAUGGACCUCUUCCCUUACUACCGGGAGAACCAGCAGCGCUGGCAGAACUCCAUCCGCCACUCGCUGUCCUUCAACGACUGCUUUGUCAAGGUGGCGCGCUCCCCGGACAAGCCGGGCAAGGGCUCCUACUGGGCCCUGCACCCCAGCUCCGGGAACAUGUUCGAGAAUGGCUGCUACCUGCGACGACAGAAGCGCUUCAAGCUGGAGGAGAAGGUGAAGAAAGGGACCAGUGGGACGUCUGCCACCAGGGCCGGUACAGGGUCCGGCGCUUCGACCACCACCGCUGCUGCCGCUGUUACCUCCCCGCCGCAGCCCCCGCCCCCGCCCCCGGAGCCUGAGGCCCAGGGGGGCGGGGAGGACGUGGGGGCUCUGGACUGUGGCUCACCCACUUCCUCCACACCCUACUUCACUGGCCUGGAGCUCCCCGGGGAGCUGAAGCUCGACGCACCCUACAACUUCAACCAUCCUUUCUCCAUCAACAACCUGAUGUCGGAACAGACGCCGGCGCCUCCCAAACUGGACGUGGGGUUUGGGGGCUACGGGGCUGAGAAUGGGGAGUCUGGGGUCUACUACCAGGGCCUCUAUUCCCGCUCCCUGCUUAACGCCUCCUAGCGGGGCGUGGACCGUGGUGGUGGGUAGCGCUGUGGCUCAUACCUCGGGCUAUUGGGGCCUGACCCUUCUGGCGCCACUCUGCUUGUCCCAUGGGUUAACAUCUGGUUUGUGUAUUACUUGCUAUGAUGACCCACGGGUACCGGGACAACCACCACGGACAACGUUGGUGGCCCCGUGGGGUGCCUCCAAGACUGCCACGUUGACUGAUGUUAUCGGUUGAACCCUUGGGUGCUUCAGUGGCCGCCAUCUGGGAUGACACCGUGGUUGGCCUUUUGGGUGUGAUGAUGAUACCAUUUCAGUGACGUCUGUGACCCACUGGGGGCUGGGAUCACUUAUGUUUCGGUGGAUUUGGCACAGCAGGUACCAAGUUGGCCACUGUCCUGCAUGACAUCUUUUCUGGCCCACUGGGUGCUCAGAGGGCCACGGUAUGGGCCAUGGGACAUGAGUGCGCCAUUGACCAUUAUGGUACCGUCACGGCCACCAUGGCCCCGUGUUGGCCGUUACCACUGUGUCUUUGGCGUGGCCUGGGAGAGGGGUGGAGAUGAGAAGAUUCCUUCGUUUUCUCGGAUGCCCAUCCCCCAGCGGUGUCUAAGAGAAACCAGAAAGGCCAGGGUGUGGGGAAUUUCUACUGAAGUCAAGUUCUUGCCUGGGAAGUGGGAUAUUGGCUGUGUUUGACCAUUAAAGGCACCGAUUCCGCCUCUUA
Messenger RNA from Chinchilla lanigera (long-tailed chinchilla), 1894 nucleotides. RefSeq names its product forkhead box A3 (gene Foxa3). The transcript is spliced from 2 exons. The coding region runs from base 136 to 1191 and encodes 351 amino acids. Gene Ontology annotation, molecular function: protein domain specific binding; DNA-binding transcription factor activity, RNA polymerase II-specific; RNA polymerase II cis-regulatory region sequence-specific DNA binding. NCBI's taxonomy places the organism in Eukaryota, Metazoa, Chordata, Mammalia, Rodentia, Chinchillidae. Gene Ontology annotation, biological process: anatomical structure morphogenesis; regulation of transcription by RNA polymerase II; cell differentiation. The record is from RefSeq and is a predicted model, not a curated record.